AUGGACUUUAGACGAUUUCUCCCGGAUGUGACAAAUUUUCCUCUCCGCAAGAUCGGCUGUGCUGCGGGGCUGCUCGCUGUCUCUGCAGGUGCGGGUUACUUCGUGUACCGCUACUUUCAGAGACGCAGCACAGCUACCGACCACACUCAGCCAGCUCACGUUAAUCAGCGAUAUCCUUUUCUGCCUCGAAUUAGCCUAAUGCUAGUUACCGUGCUAGCGAACUCGGCCAUAGGAAUACAAAAUACUAAAAUAGAGAGCAGAGAGGAUGAGGAGCUACAGCCUGAGAGAAAGAGCCUGGAGGACUUCAACUUCCUCAGUGUGCUUGGAAAGGGUACAUACGGGAAGGUGAUUUUGUCUGAGCUCAAAGGUACUGAUGAGGUGUAUGCGCUGAAGUUUAUGCAGAAGGACAUGAUCUGGGAAUAUGAAAACAUCAGCUGCACCUUUAUGGAGAGGCGGAUCUUGGCUCUGGCCAGUGAACACCCCUACCUGACCCACCUCUACUGUAGCUUCCAGACCAGAGACUCACUGUGCUUCGCAAUGGAAUUUGUGAAUGGCGGGGAUCUUGCAUUUCACAUUUCCUGUUCAUGUGGAUUUGAUGAACCCCGUACCAGAUUUUAUGCUGCUGAGAUCGCCUGUGCCCUCAUGUUCCUCCACCGCAAUGGGAUUAUUCACAGAGAUCUCAAACCUGGAAACAUCCUCCUAGAUGCCGAUGGCCACUGCAAGCUUGCUGACUUUGGCUUGUGCGCAGAGGGAAUACUAGACGGCAAGACUGUGAACACUUUUUGUGGCACACCCAACUACAUAGCACCAGAGGUGUUACAGUAUUGGGAAUACGACACAUCGGUGGAUUGGUGGGCCCUAGGUGUGAUCAUGUACGAGAUGAUGACAGGCUACGCUCCGUUUCAUGAUCACAACGAGGAGAUGAUGUUUGAGUCCAUCAUCAAUGCUGAACCGGAAUAUCCAUCAGACCUCAGUAGGAAUGCGGUCAACAUCCUCAAAGCGUUCCUGAGGAAGAAGCCCAUGGAUCGUCUCGGCUGUGUGGUGUCCGAGGGCAAGGAGAAUGCCAUCAAAGCUCACCCUUUCUUCAGUGAGAUCAACUGGUCAUGGCUGGAACAGAGGAAGAUCACUCCUCCGUUUCAACCACAGAUUACAUCAAAGAGGGACGUCAAUAAUUUUGAUGGCAGAUUCACCCGUGAGGAGCCCAAGCUUUCUCAUGGGAAUCUCUCCUUCUUCAUCCAGUCCAUCCAAGAGGAGUUUGAUGGCUUCUCAUUUAUUAACCCUAAAUAUUAA
Molecule: messenger RNA, 1290 nt
Organism: Hemibagrus wyckioides
Lineage: Eukaryota; Metazoa; Chordata; Actinopteri; Siluriformes; Bagridae
Product: protein kinase C epsilon type-like
Exons: 3
Coding region: 1-1290 (429 amino acids)
Biological process (GO): protein phosphorylation
Molecular function (GO): protein serine/threonine kinase activity; ATP binding
Source: RefSeq, a predicted model, not a curated record